AUGUGCGGAAUCUUUGCCUACAUGAACUACAGAGUGCCCCGCACCCGGAAGGAGAUUUUUGAAACCCUCGUCAGGGGCCUGCAGCGGCUGGAGUACAGAGGCUACGACUCGGCAGGCGUGGCGAUCGAUGGGAACAAUGAUGAAGACAAAGAAAGGCACAUCCGGCUGGUCAAGAAACGGGGGAAAGUCCAGGCUCUGGACCAGGAACUUUACAACCAAGACAGCAUGGACUUAGAGGUGGAGUUCGAAACCCACUUCGGCAUCGCACACACCCGCUGGGCCACCCACGGGGCCCCGAGCGCUGUCAACAGCCACCCGCAGCGAUCGGACAAAGACAACGAAUUCGUUGUCAUCCACAACGGGAUCAUCACAAAUUACAAAGACCUGAAGAAAUUUCUGGAAAGCAAAGGCUAUGAGUUUGAGUCAGAGACGGACACGGAGACUAUCGCCAAGCUGAUCAAAUACGUGUUCGACAACCGAGAGGUCGAGGACAUCUCAUUUUCAACGCUAGUGGAGAGAGUCAUUCAGCAGUUGGAAGGAGCAUUCGCGUUGGUUUUCAAGAGCAUCCACUACCCGGGAGAGGCCGUUGCCACAAGGAGAGGCAGCCCCCUGCUCAUCGGCGUGCGGAGCGAGCACAAGCUCUCCACCGAACAGGUCCCCGUCCUGUACACGACACGCAACAUCGAGAACGUGAAUAACAUACGCAAACCGAGGGUGCAGAGGCUGGACAGCUCCACCUGCCUGCACGCCGUGGGCAACAAGGCCGUGGAGUUCUUCUUCGCCUCCGACGCCAGCGCCAUCAUAGAGCACACCAACCGCGUCAUCUUCCUGGAGGACGAUGACAUCGCCGCCGCCGCCGACGGGAAGCUCUCCAUUCACCGGGUCAAGCGCGCGGCCAGUGACGGCCCGUCGCGAGCCAUCCAGACGCUGCAGAUGGAGCUGCAGCAGAUCAUGAAAGGUAACUUCAGUGCGUUCAUGCAGAAGGAGAUCUUCGAACAGCCGGAGUCCGUUUUCAACACUAUGAGGGGGCGCGUGAACUUUGAGACCAGCACAGUGCUCCUGGGCGGCCUGAAGGCCCACUUGAAGGAGAUCCGACGGUGCCGACGACUCAUCGUGAUUGGCUGUGGAACCAGCUACCACGCCGCUGUGGCUACUCGGCAAGUUUUGGAGGAACUUACCGAACUCCCCGUGAUGGUUGAACUUGCUAGCGACUUUCUGGACAGGAACACGCCCGUGUUCAGGGAUGAUGUUUGCUUCUUCAUAAGCCAGUCAGGCGAGACGGCGGACACCCUCCUGGCACUGCGUUACUGCAAGGACCGCGGGGCCCUGACCGUGGGCAUCACCAACACCGUGGGCAGCUCCAUCUCUCGAGAGACCGACUGCGGUGUGCACAUCAACGCGGGCCCGGAGGUCGGCGUGGCCAGCACCAAGGCUUACACCAGCCAGUUCAUCUCCCUGGUGAUGUUUGGCCUGAUGAUGUCGGAAGACCGCAUUUCACUGCAAGAUCGCCGGCGCGAGAUCAUCCGUGGCCUGCAGUCGCUGCCUGAGCUGAUCAAGGAAGUGUUGUCGCUGGACCAGAAGAUCCACGACCUGGCCCUGGAGCUCUACACGCAGAGGUCGCUCCUGGUCAUGGGGCGGGGCUACAACUACGCCACGUGCCUGGAAGGAGCCCUGAAAAUCAAAGAGAUAACCUACAUGCACUCAGAAGGCAUCCUGGCCGGGGAGCUGAAGCACGGGCCCCUGGCUCUGAUCGACAAGCAGAUGCCCAUCAUCAUGGUCAUCAUGAAGGACCCUUGUUUUGCCAAAUGCCAGAACGCCCUGCAGCAGAUCACGGCCCGCCAGGGUCGCCCGAUUAUCCUGUGCUCCAAGGAUGACACCGAGAGUUCCAAGUUUGCGUAUAAGAUGAUCGAGCUGCCCCCCACAGUGGACUGCCUGCAGGGCAUCCUCAGCGUGAUCCCCCUGCAGCUCCUGUCCUUCCACCUGGCCGUUCUCCGAGGAUAUGACGUUGACUUCCCUAGAAAUCUGGCCAAGUCUGUAACUGUGGAGUGA
Molecule: messenger RNA, 2049 nt
Organism: Pipistrellus nathusii (Nathusius's pipistrelle)
Lineage: Eukaryota; Metazoa; Chordata; Mammalia; Chiroptera; Vespertilionidae
Source: the annotation of a GenBank genome assembly